Caenorhabditis elegans is the source of this 1203-nucleotide messenger RNA. RefSeq names its product Reticulon-4-interacting protein 1, mitochondrial (gene rad-8). Gene Ontology annotation, cellular component: mitochondrion. The transcript is spliced from 6 exons. Bases 5 to 1105 code for a protein of 366 amino acids. Lineage: Eukaryota; Metazoa; Nematoda; Chromadorea; Rhabditida; Rhabditidae. The record is from RefSeq and is marked reviewed. Gene Ontology annotation, molecular function: oxidoreductase activity.
CAAAAUGAUCGAAAAAAUGAUUCUACGAAGAUUUUUCUCAACAAAAUCAUCAACGAUGCGUGCAUGGGUCUCUGAAAACGGAUCUGGAGUUGAGCUCAAAGAAGUGCCGCUUCCAGUCAUAAACAAACCAGGACAAGUCCUUCUAAAAGUUAAAGCAGCGUCUGUUAAUCCGAUCGAUGUUGACAUGUCUCAAGGAUACGGUAGAGAAUUCCUAGGGACGUGGAAAAAAAUAGAGUCCUGUGAUGCAGCCGCGUCUAGAUUCCCUCUAAUUCCAGGAAGAGAUUGUACAGCUGUUGUAGAAUCUGUUGGUGGCGAUGUGCACAAUUUAGCUCCCGGUGAUGAGGUUAUGGCUGUUGUUCCUGUAAUUCUUCCAGGCACACAUGCCGAGUUUGUUGUCACUGAUUCGAAGUAUUGCUCUAAAAAGCCCAGCAAUUUGAGCUUUGUAUCAGCUGCCGCACUUCCUUACGUCGCAUCGACAGCCUACUCAGCUUUUACAAUAGCCAGGGUCUCACAACGAAAUGCCAAACAACAAAGAGUUUUGAUUCAUGGAGGAGCCGGAGGAGUUGGAAGUAUGGCAAUCCAGCUAUUGAAAGCAUGGGGAUGUGAAAAGAUAGUGGCAACGUGUGCAAAGGGCAGUUUCGAUAUUGUGAAGCAACUUGGUGCAAUUCCAGUCGACUACACAUCAGACCAGGCGACUCAGGAAUUGAUUGAGCAUGCACCAUUUGAAGUUAUUCUUGAUACUGUCGAUUCCCAGCUAGCAAAGUGGAGUGAUAAUGUUAUGGGAGUAUGGCGUAAUUGUGUCCACGUAUCAAUUGUCUCCCCUUUGAUGAGAGAAAUGGAUAAAAAUGGAGUUCCGUUAGGUCUUGUAACGACUGCGAUGAAGCAUUUUGAAAGAUCUUUCCAAAGCCACUUACGAGGUCGUUGGUUUUCAUACGCCUUCUUCAGACCAAGUUCGGAUCUGAUGAGUCAGUUAUCUCGUUUCGCAGAAGACGGGAAAAUUGUUCCGGUUGUAGAACAAGUGAUGGGAUUUGAGGAACUCGAAAAAGCAUACGAAAAAGUUUCCCAACUAAAUGGACGUGGAAAGACUGUAAUUAAAUAUGACUAGAAUCUUCAUUUAACUCCAAUAGUGCUCUUGUCCCUUUAGAAAUCUAUUUGUGUUUUGUAUGUAUUUGUUGGUUUCAAUUAAUGAAAACUUGAAUUCUG